This is a messenger RNA of Podospora anserina S mat+, 690 nucleotides long. RefSeq lists its product as uncharacterized. NCBI's taxonomy places the organism in Eukaryota, Fungi, Ascomycota, Sordariomycetes, Sordariales, Podosporaceae. The transcript has a single exon. The coding region runs from base 1 to 690 and encodes 229 amino acids. The record is from RefSeq and is a predicted model, not a curated record.
AUGCAUCUCCUCCCCCUGCUCCUCUCAGGAGCAUGCUACUCCACCAUUGUCGCCGCCGCGGCCGCCCCCGCGGCGACGGUAUCCCCCCUCCCCGCCUUCAACAAACAAGACCUGAACGGGCCCGAGAUCUGGGGCUCGUACAAUGAAAUCGAAGACUGCGAGAUGCACCAAGCCAUCGAGUGCCUCCACGACCAAAUCUGCGCCCGCCGCAACGUGCCCAUCUACGGUAAGAUCCGCUGCACCAUCGGCAGCUCGGUCGCCUACCUCUGCAACUACCGCAAGAAGGGCGACAAGUUCGAAGACGAGAUCGAAGCCGUCGUCCGCGAGGGUAACCGCAAGAAGGAGGGCGGCGAGCUCACCUGUGACCAUCGCGAGAUGUACGAGGCCUGGAGGCAAAUACGCAUUGCCAAGGGGUCCCACACGGGCUGGUGGUAUGACGGCAAGGGAAAGAAGACGUACGGGUUUGACAGGCGGUGCAAGGACGGGGAGUGCGACAACGGGUGGAUGACGGGGAGCGAGUGGGAGCAGUGCACGAAUAUCAAGAAGAGCAAUAACGACUGGCUGUUUGACUAUGAGGCGCCCGAGUACCUCAAUUACACGGGGAGGUUUGAGCAGCACUUGCCUGAUCCGGCGAAUGAUUUCGAGCCGGUGUACUUCAACCCUUGGUAUGAGGGGAAGAGGCCGAAAUGA